AUGUGUGAAGCGAAUGAUGUAGAAGAACCGUCAGAAUUGACCGUAUCAGGUGACGGCACGUGGAAAAAAAGAGGGUACUCUUCGUUGUUUGGAGUUACUUCUCUAAUUGGAUAUUAUACUGGAAAGGUAUUUGACAUUCUUGUGAAAAGCAGUUACUGCAACGAUUGUAAGAUUUGGACAAACAAAUUGGAUUCCGCCGAAUACGAAGCGUGGUACGAAGAGCAUGUUGAUAGCGGCAAUUGCAAAGCCAACCACAGCGGACCCGCUGGAAACAUAGAGGUAUCAGCAGUUAUAGAAAUGUUCGAACGAUCGGUGGAAAAUCUUGGAGUGAAAUUCCGUAACUACAUCGGAGACGGUGACUCAAAGACGUACAGCGGCGUUGUUAAUGCAAAACCUUAUGGUGAAGAUUUUUUAAUAAACAAAAAAGAAUGCAUCGGGCAUGUGCAAAAGAGAAUGGGAACACGCCUGCGUGAACUAGUAAAAAAACACGUAGUUGAAACAAAAACCAAGGCUGGAAAGACUGUAAAAAGAAAAAGCCUUUCUGGCAAAGGGAAGCUUACUGCUAAAAUGAUCGACAAAUUGACUGUUUACUAUGGACUGGCUAUUCGACGUAAUCACGAUUCAGUUGAGAAGAUGAAAAAUGCCAUAUGGGCAACUUAUUAUCACUACAGUUCAACCGACGAGAACCCUCAGCACGAAAAAUGCCGGAGUGGCGAAGACUCCUGGUGCGAAUGGCAGAAAGCUGCAGCUGCAGAUGCUCUAGGAUCAUUCAAACACAGCUACACAGCUCUUCCUACUGACAUUCUGGAAGCCAUGAGGCCCAUUUAUUACGACUUGAGCAAGGACGAACUGUUGCAGCGAUGUCUUGGAGGUUUCACGCAAAAUAAUAAUGAGAGUCUCAAUCAGCUCAUUUGGAAAAUCUCCCCAAAAUCUGUCAGUGGCACCUCUACAAUUGUUGAAAUUGCAGCUAAUGUAGCUGCAUGUAUUUUCAAUUAA
This is a messenger RNA of Brassicogethes aeneus, 996 nucleotides long. NCBI's taxonomy places the organism in Eukaryota, Metazoa, Arthropoda, Insecta, Coleoptera, Nitidulidae. The record is from the annotation of a GenBank genome assembly.